Messenger RNA from Penicillium manginii, 336 nucleotides. RefSeq lists its product as uncharacterized. The record is from RefSeq and is a predicted model, not a curated record. Lineage: Eukaryota; Fungi; Ascomycota; Eurotiomycetes; Eurotiales; Aspergillaceae. The coding region runs from base 1 to 336 and encodes 111 amino acids. The transcript has a single exon.
AUGUCUGUCGCACUUCAAGAUACUGAAUCGCCCCAGUCAAUGCUUCGUGGGGGAGCUGGUACUCCUUCGCCCGAACAUUCCGAGAUGUCCACAGAUAUUUCAGAAGAGGAAGAAUUCGAGCCGCCGGGUGACGAGCCCGAGUCUGAACCAGAGCCAAUCGUCAGGGUGGUUAUCCCGCGGGCACAUCAGACCACGAACCCGGUUCAGCAACGACGAGAGGCUCGAGGGAGAGCGAGACAGAAAGAUAGUGCCUUAAUAUAUUAUGUUGCGACUAUCGGCUUAUAUGAUGAAUUUAAAUAUAUCGUUAUCACCGAAAUUAUAGCACGCGUAGUCUGA